AUGGGAAGGUCUCCAUGCUGUGAGAAGGUGGGGCUGAAGAAAGGGCCAUGGACACCAGAGGAAGACCAGAAGCUUUUGGCUUACAUUGGAGAACACGGCCAUGGAAGCUGGCGAGCCUUGCCCGCAAAGGCUGGGCUCCAGAGAUGUGGGAAGAGCUGUAGAUUGAGAUGGACUAACUAUCUCAGACCAGAUAUUAAAAGAGGAAAGUUCAGCUUGCAGGAAGAACAAACCAUCAUUCAGCUCCACGCACUCCUUGGGAACAGAUGGUCGGCAAUAGCAACUCACUUGCCCAAGAGAACCGACAACGAGAUCAAGAACUACUGGAACACACAUCUGAAGAAAAGACUAACCAAGAUGGGCAUCGAUCCCGUUACCCACAAGCCCAAAAGCAAUGCCCUCAGCUCCGGCAGUGGCCACUCCAAAGAUUCAGCCAACUUAAGCCACAUGGCUCAGUGGGAGAGUGCAAGGCUUGAAGCCGAAGCCAGACUGGUAAGGGAGUCCAAGCUUGUGUCCAACCCUAUUCAACAGCAGCUCAGCUCCACUGUUCUGGCUGUUCAGAACAUCAGCACAACCCUAGCUCAACCUGUAGUACUAUCUCCAUGCCUUGACGUCCUCAAAGCAUGGCAGGGUUUUUGGUCGAAUUCAACGAGUGCAGGCAUAUUCCCAGUCGCCGGCAACGACGACCUAGAGUUCCCGACACCAACUACGUUGAACUUCUCGGAGAACGGAUUCCCCGAUAUCCAAAGUACUGUUGAGCUAAAUGAAAACCAAACACUUGAAUUCGCCAAAAGCUCAGUUACUGCAUGCGGAGUUGGGAUUAUCAAAGAAGUCUGUACUCAAAUGCCGGCACUCAAAGAAAGAUUGGAUCACACAACGGCGUUGCAGGAGAUGAGUUAUAGUACGGAAAGUGCAUGGUUUUCGGAGUCUUAUAGGGCUGUGAAUGAGAAUAUCAUGCCUCUCUCAAAUAUUAUGGAUGAUUUCAAGGGUAUCUUGGGUUGUAACUGUGACGACCAGAAUUCGUUGAUGGCCGGAGACAAACUGGAAAAUGGAGACAAAAACUGCAGCGGUGACUUUGAGGAGAGCAAUUAUAAGCAUUACUGGAACAGCGUACUCAAUUUGGUGAAUGCUUCGUCGUCUAGUGGUUCUCCCGUGUUCUGAAAAAUGCGAAAAAAAAAUCCAAAUGAAAAAAGAUUGUCGAUCCAGCCAAUUAGCUGGUGGCUGCA
This is a messenger RNA of Juglans regia (Persian walnut), 1223 nucleotides long. RefSeq names its product transcription factor MYB106-like. The coding region runs from base 1 to 1158 and encodes 385 amino acids. The transcript has 3 exons. The record is from RefSeq and is a predicted model, not a curated record. NCBI's taxonomy places the organism in Eukaryota, Viridiplantae, Streptophyta, Magnoliopsida, Fagales, Juglandaceae.